Fulvia fulva is the source of this 3012-nucleotide messenger RNA. Its product is annotated as Calcium-transporting ATPase sarcoplasmic/endoplasmic reticulum type. Gene Ontology annotation, cellular component: membrane. Gene Ontology annotation, molecular function: ATP hydrolysis activity; P-type calcium transporter activity; ATP binding. Gene Ontology annotation, biological process: intracellular calcium ion homeostasis; calcium ion transmembrane transport. NCBI's taxonomy places the organism in Eukaryota, Fungi, Ascomycota, Dothideomycetes, Mycosphaerellales, Mycosphaerellaceae. The record is from RefSeq and is a predicted model, not a curated record. The transcript has 3 exons. The coding region runs from base 1 to 3012 and encodes 1003 amino acids.
AUGGACAACGCCUAUGUGCGCUCGCCGCAGGAGGUGCUGAAGCACUUCAACGUGUCAGAGCAGCAAGGUCUCUCAGAGAGCGCUGUUGGAGCUUCGAGACAGAAACAUGGCCGAAAUGCCAUCCCAGAAGACCCCGCGACGCCGCUCUGGGAGCUCGUCUUGGAGCAGUUCAAGGACCAGCUCGUCAUCAUCCUACUCGGCUCCGCCGCGAUAUCCUUCGUCCUCGCGCUUUUCGAUGAGGAGGAAGGCUGGACCGCAUUCGUUGACCCCGUCGUCAUCCUCACCAUCCUCAUCUUGAACGCGAUCGUCGGUGUCAGUCAAGAGAGCUCCGCGGAGAAGGCGAUUGCGGCGUUGCAAGAGUACAGCGCGAAUAGUGCAAAGGUCAUUCGAGAUGGCAAGAUCAAGUCGGUCAAGGCAGAUGAGCUGGUUCCGGGAGAUAUCGUGGAUGUUGCAGUCGGCAACCAGAUUCCGGCAGACUGCAGAGUGUUGAGUAUCAACAGCAACAGCUUCCGCGUGGACCAGAGUAUCUUGACUGGAGAGAGCGAGAGCGUGGGCAAGGACACGGAUGCGAUCAAGGAUGCGCAAGCUGUCAAGCAAGAUCAGGUCAACAUGCUGUUCUCGGGCACAACCGUGGUUACUGGACAUGCGCAUGCGGUUGUCGUCCUUACUGGAACGAAUACCGCCAUCGGUGACAUCCACGAGAGCAUCACCUCGCAGAUCUCGCAGCCAACACCGCUCAAGGAGAAGCUUAACGACUUUGGUGACACACUUGCGAAGGUCAUUUCUGGUAUUUGCGUUCUGGUCUGGUUGAUUAACAUUCGUCACUUCAACGAUCCAUCGUUCGGCGGUUCCUGGACUAAGGGCGCCAUCUACUACCUGAAGAUUGCUGUGUCUCUCGGUGUUGCUGCGAUCCCAGAAGGUCUGGCUGUUGUAAUCACCACAUGUCUUGCGCUAGGAACAAGGACCAUGGCGAAGAAGAACGCAAUUGUACGCAGCUUGCCAUCUGUGGAGACUCUUGGAAGCUGCAGUGUCAUCUGUUCCGACAAGACUGGAACCCUCACCACCAACCAGAUGAGCGUCAACAGGAUAGUCUACGUCAACGAGUCACAAUCCGGUCUGGAUGAGUUGGAAGUCGAGGGCACAAGCUUUGCCCCAGAAGGCGUUGUCAGGCGCGGCGAAAAGGUCAUCGAGUCCCCAGCAGCAGCAUCCAAGACGAUCGCUCAGAUGAUCGAGGUCGCAGCGGUCUGCAACGAUGCUGAGCUGGCAUAUGACAGCGAGAAGGGUCUCUUCACCAACGUCGGCGAGCCUACUGAAGGUGCCCUACGAACUCUGGCCGAAAAGGUCGGCACUCCCGAUCAAUCUUACAACACCCAGAAGCGAAGCCUGCAGCCAGACCAACAACGCCACCUCGCAAGCAAGUACUACGAAGACAAGGCCCACAAGCUACGAACAUAUGAGUUCUCGCGAGACCGAAAGAGCAUGUCUGUGCUCGUCAACAGUGGUAGCACCCAGCGACUAUUGGUGAAGGGCGCCCCAGAAUCGAUUCUCGAACGAUGCACACACUGUCUUGUCGGCAGCGAUGGCAAGCAAGUCCAGCUCAACAGCAAGCUUGCAUCUGUCCUGCAGAAGGAGGUUGUGGACUUUGGUAACAAGGGACUCCGGGUUAUUGCCCUGGCCAGUGUCAACAAUGUCACUUCACCACUCACCAAGACCGCAAAGACGUCACAGGAGUACAACCAGCUGGAGCAAGGCAUGACACUAUUGGGUCUUGUUGGCAUGCUUGACCCACCUCGACCUGAGGUUGCAGAUAGCAUUACGAAAUGCCGCUCGGCAGGCAUCCGCGUUGUUGUCAUCACUGGUGACAACCAGAACACUGCCGAGACGAUCUGCAGACAGAUUGGUGUAUUUGGACCCAACGAGGACCUCACAGGCAAGAGCUACACUGGACGACAAUUCGAUGAGCUCAGCGAGAGCGAGAAGCUAAAAGCCGCCAAGACUGCAUCUCUGUUUUCACGUACUGAACCAGGCCACAAGUCAAAGCUUGUCGAUCUCCUUCAACAAUCUGGCGAGGUCGUAGCCAUGACCGGAGACGGUGUCAACGAUGCCCCCGCACUGAAGAAGAGUGACAUUGGUGUCGCCAUGGGCACUGGUACUGAUGUCGCCAAGCUGGCCGCCGACAUGGUCCUCGCCGACGACAACUUCGCGACAAUAGAGCUGGCCGUCGAGGAAGGUCGCAGCAUCUACAACAACACCCAGCAAUUCAUCCGCUACCUGAUCUCAUCCAACAUUGGAGAGGUCGUCUCCAUCUUCUUGACCGCCGCACUUGGCAUGCCCGAGGCUUUGAUUCCAGUCCAGCUCCUUUGGGUUAACCUGGUCACCGAUGGUCUUCCAGCAACAGCACUCAGCUUCAACCCCAAGGACCACGAUGUGAUGAACCGACCACCAAGGAAGCGUGACGAGCCACUUAUCGGCGCUUGGCUGUUCUUCCGUUACAUGGUGAUAGGAACUUACGUAGGCCUGGCCACAGUCGGAGGAUACGCUUGGUGGUUCAUGUUUUACGAGGGUGGUCCACAGAUCAGCUUCUACCAACUCACCCACUUCCACAGCUGCAAAUCCACCUUCCCCCAACUCGGCUGCGAAAUGUUCUCCAACGACGCCUCCCGCAUAGCCUCAACAAUCUCCCUCUCCAUCCUGGUCGUCAUCGAAAUGCUCAACGCCAUGAACGCCCUUUCCUCCUCCGAAUCGCUCGUCACCCUGCCACUCUGGAAGAACAUGAUCCUGGUCUACGCCAUCACCCUGUCCAUGGUCCUCCACUUUGGUCUUCUGUACACGCCGUUUUUGCAAGGCAUUUUUGGCAUUGUUCCCAUCGGUUGGGAUGAGUGGAAGAUCGUGUUGGCUUGGAGUGCACCUAUCAUCCUCAUCGAUGAAGGUCUCAAGUUCAUGGAGAGGAGCUUCUUCAUGGAGACUACGGAGGCGGCUGCGACUGCCGGUAAGAGGAAGAAGAUUGACUAG